AUGAACCAGACCACUAGCAACACUGCAAAAGAAACAGCCCCUCGCAACACUGCAAAACAAACAACCUCUUGCAACACAGCAAAACAAACAGCCUCUUGCAACACUGCAAAAGAAACAGCCUCUUGCAACACUGCAAAAGAAACAGCCCCUCGCAACACUGCAAAAGAAACAGCCCCUCGCAACACUGCAAAAGAAACAGUCUCUUGCAACACUGCAAAAGAAACAGCCUCUUGCAACACUGCAAAAGAAACAGCCCCUCGCAACACUGCAAAACAAACAGCCUCUUGCAACACUGCAAAACAAACAGCCUCUUGCAACACUGCAAAAGAAACAGCCCCUCGCAACACUGCAAAAGAAACAAUCUCUUGCAACACUGCAAAAGAAACAGCCCCUCGCAACACUGCAAAAGAAACAGUCUCUUGCAACACUGCAAAAGAAACAGUCUCUUGCAACACUGCAAAAGAAACAGCCCCUCGCAACACUGCAAAACAAACAGCCUCUUGCAACACUGCAAAAGAAACAGCCCCUCGCAACACUGCAAAAGAAACAAUCUCUUGCAACACUGCAAAACAAACGACCUCUUGCAACACUGCAAAAGAAACAGCCUCUUGCAACACUGCAAAACAAACAACCUCUUGCAACACUGCAAAACAAACAGCCUCUUGCAACACUGCAAAACAAACAACCUCUUUCAACACAGCAAAAGAAACAGCCUUUUGCAACACUGCAAAACAAACAGCCUCUUGCAACACAGCAAAACAAACAACCUCUUGCACAGCAAAACAACAAUCAUGCAGCAACAUAGAGGCAGUAGUGUGUGACAGCAGGUUUUAA
Molecule: messenger RNA, 834 nt
Organism: Procambarus clarkii (red swamp crayfish)
Lineage: Eukaryota; Metazoa; Arthropoda; Malacostraca; Decapoda; Cambaridae
Source: RefSeq, a predicted model, not a curated record